UUCAAUAUUCAAAGGCAGGGGAUAUUAUCCAACUUAUGGCCUCGCUUCGUCACUGCGCCGCAUCUUACGAUUGUUUCAAGCCUCAUUUCGCCAGUAUAUGGAAGAAAUAUUGCCACCACUUACUGUAGAAUGGACUCUAUCGAUCCCGACGCAUCUCCCAAACCAUGUGCUCCAGUUGUUGAAUAUAUGCCUCUUGAGGACAUAGAAAAGCCGGAGCGUUAUCGCCCUGGAGGAUAUCACCCUAUAUCGAUUGGGGACCGUCUGAGUAACCGUUAUACUGUUGUCCAUAAGCUUGGCUUUGGUACGUACUCGACAACUUGGUUGGCAAAAGAUAUGAAUAUGGACAAGUACGUGGCGAUCAAGAUUGCCAUUGCCGGAACAGAUAUGCUGGAGAGUAAAAUCCUUAAUACCCUAGCACUCUCAGAGCCAAGCGAUGAGGAACAGCCUGGAGAGGCUCUGAUCCCUCAAGUGUUGGAUACGUUUUCCAUUGAUGGGCCCAAUGGAAGGCACCAAUGCCUUGUUACGGAGCCUGGAAUGAUGACCUUGGCUGAGGCGAAAGAUGCGUCCUAUACCCGGCUUUUUAGAAUGCCUGUGGCCAAGGCAAUUGCGGCCCAAGUCAUACAAGCUGUUGCUUUCCUACACCACCGAGGGGUAGUCCAUGCCGACCUCCACCCGGGGAACAUAAUGUUUCGCUUGCCAAACAGCAUAGACAAGCUUUCCCCUGGAGAAUUAUACCAAAAAUACGGUCAGCCAAAUGUCUCGCCAUUUGUGCGCCUUGAUGGCAAGCCGCUCUCUGAUGGAGUUCCUACUCACGGUGUUAUGCCCAUUUGGCUAGGGAAAGAAAGCGAGCUUGUGGCCCUCUCCGAAGCUAAGAUUUUUGUUACUGAUUUUGGAGAGUCUUUCCUGCCGUCUGUUACCCAACGUCACAGUUAUGCGUCAUGUAUGACCAGCAUUUAUAUAGUUUCAAAGCCAGAGAAUUAA
Aspergillus ochraceoroseus IBT 24754 is the source of this 981-nucleotide messenger RNA. RefSeq lists its product as uncharacterized. The transcript has 2 exons. Gene Ontology annotation, biological process: regulation of mRNA processing; spliceosomal complex assembly; protein phosphorylation. NCBI's taxonomy places the organism in Eukaryota, Fungi, Ascomycota, Eurotiomycetes, Eurotiales, Aspergillaceae. The annotation marks the transcript as partial. The record is from RefSeq and is a predicted model, not a curated record. Gene Ontology annotation, molecular function: protein kinase activity; ATP binding.